UUGUUUUUCUUUGGUUCUGUCUUCUCCAGUCUACUCUACUGUUUGGUCUUGCUCUCUCUCUCCCUCUCUCUCUUUUUUUUUUUUCUUCUUCUAAAACUCUUAUCUCUGCAACUUCGAUACUUCUUAUAAUGACGUACCGAUAUCUUCUCUCAGUCUCCGUCAUCGGAAGAUUUGUUUGACUUCAAAGAACCAUCGGAUCUUAUUUUACACUAUCUUCGCGAUUUCAAUUCUUUUGCUUGGUUUCAUAAGAGUUGUUGUCUCUCGUUUAAUCAUAUCUCUAUAAUAGCUUCUCAGUGUCUUCGGCGUUUAUAAGAAUUGUUGAGACUCGCUACGUGAUUUGUGGCUUUAGAAGAAAUCAAAAAAUUCGUCGAUAUAACUUUGUUUUUGUUUGCAAGUGUGUGAGUUUUAGGGUUCGCUUAAUCGCUACAGGCUUCGAGUUCGCGGGAAGGUUUAUAUAUUUGGUUUAAAUUUUUAAUCAAACUGACAAAGUUGUUGAACUCUAUGGACUGCAUUGUUGUAUAUGGUGCUAAAGAGAACAAUUCUUAUUGAAGGAUGCAGCUACUUUACAUUCAGCAGUAAUGAAGAACGGACAGUGCGUAAAGGAGCUACAAUCUUCCACUCAAGCUUCACAUGAGUCUCAAGGUGAACAGAAAACCAACCAAUCAAUAGAUGCACCUAUACAAGAUUCUGGUUCUGUAUCUGCUUCAAGCAAUGAUAGUAGGAAAGUUUCAAGACAAGAUAUUGAACUUGUCCAAAAUUUGAUAGAAAGAUGUCUUCAGUUGUACAUGAACAGAGAUGAGGUCGUGAAGACCCUUUUAACUCGUGCAAGGAUAGACCCUGGCUUUACAACCUUGGUUUGGCAGAAAUUGGAAGAAGAAAACGCAGAGUUUUUCAGAGCUUAUUAUAUCAGGUUGAAACUGAAGAAGCAAAUAAUUUUGUUCAAUCAUUUGCUUGAGCACCAGUAUCAUCUCAUGAAGUAUCCUCCUGGACCUCCAAAAAUUCCUCUGGCACCGAUACAAAACGGAAUGCAUCCAAUGGCACCUGUUAACAUGCCAAUGGGAUACCCAGUACUACAACACCCUCAAAUGCAUGUUCCAGGCCAUCCCCAUCUUGAUCCAAUGGGAGUAUCGAGCUGCCAUGUUGUUAAUGGAGUCCCUGCCCCUGCUAAUUUCCAUCCUUUGAGGAUGAAUACAGCUAAUGAUAUGGUGAUCGAUACAAGUGCGAAUGAUGCAACUCCUCAAGUGAUUCCACCAAACAGUGGUGGGAUGCCUGAGAUGGCAGCGAGUCCAGCUUCUGUGGCAUCAAGUGGACACUUUCCAUUUGCUGCUUCAGACAUUUCGGGUAUGGUAAUGGACACUUCAGUGCUUGAUACCGCAUUCACAUCUGACGUUGGUCCGGAUGAAGGAGGAGCUGGGAAUUCCAGAGAUUCCCUCAGGUCAUUUGAUCAGAUUCCUUGGAACUUUAGCCUCUCUGAUCUCACCGCAGAUUUGUCAAAUCUUGGAGAUAUGUAUGUUGCAGAUUUAGGUGCCUUAGGAAACUAUCCAGGCUCUCCAUUUCUCCCAUCUGAUUCAGAGAUUUUCUUGGAUUCUCCUGAACAAGAGGACAUAGAGGAGUUUUUCGUGGAUUCCGUGCCUGGACCCCGUUCUAAUUCAGACGAAGAGAAGCCUUGAAUUGAAGGUAGAGGCCAUAAUCAUCUUCAGACUUCAGAUAGACACCAAGCGUUAUUAAAAUAACAUAUAUAUAUAUAUAUAUAUAUACAUAUAUAUAUAGCUUUUGUUAUCCCUUAUAUAUAAAUUAAACUCUUAUGAAUAAAAUUGAGGCUGCGGUUGUAGUCUCCUUGUACCCCUUUGUCAAUUUAGUUGCAUGAAGAAAAUAGGCAUAGACUUAGCUUUUUGUAUUUGUUUCAAUUCUAUGCUGUAGUCGUAUUUUUAUUAUUCUAAAUGGUUGAAUGUUUUAUUUUAA
This is a messenger RNA of Capsella rubella, 1962 nucleotides long. RefSeq lists its product as uncharacterized. NCBI's taxonomy places the organism in Eukaryota, Viridiplantae, Streptophyta, Magnoliopsida, Brassicales, Brassicaceae. The record is from RefSeq and is a predicted model, not a curated record. The transcript has 9 exons. Bases 579 to 1670 code for a protein of 363 amino acids.